This is a messenger RNA of Chrysemys picta bellii (western painted turtle), 961 nucleotides long. The record is from RefSeq and is a predicted model, not a curated record. NCBI's taxonomy places the organism in Eukaryota, Metazoa, Chordata, Testudines, Emydidae.
AGCUGUUCCGCCCAUGGGGCUGGAGGAAGACUCGUUUCCUGACAUCACUGAAGCCCGCCCCGCCCGGGCCCGUCACUGCCCCGCACAAUCCCGCUCCACCGGCACUUCUGCGGCUGGCGGCGCCGCGAGCUCCUGGGGGAUCUGCACCGGGACCGGGUCCGCGAGGACUGGCUGAGCCGGCAGCGGGGGGCGCUUUGCCAGAGCCCCGCCCGGGAGCCCCUCUCCUGCCCCCGCAGCCGAGCAAUGAGCAGCAGCGCCCCGAGCCCCAGCCGCCCCCCGCCGGCCGCCGCCCCGACGCUGGACGCGCUCCUGGGCGCCUGUUGCGCUCUGGGGAGCGCGGCCGCGGAGAGGAGUCGCUCCCUGGCGCAGAUCGCGGUGCUCUGCGUCCUCUGCCUCACCGUCCUCUUCGGCGUCUUCUUCCUGGGCUGCAACCUGCUGCUCAAGUCGGGGAGCCUGGUCGGCCAGGCGGGGAAGGAGCGGAGCCCCGCCAAGGAGCUGGAAGCGGGGAUGGGCACCUAGGGGAGGGGACCCGGGACCCGCCCGGCCCCUGCUGGAGCCCCGCGCCCGGCGGCCCGUGCUGCGCGUAACGGGACCCCCCCUUUUCUCCUCUCCCUGCUCGGCCGGGCCCCCGGCGCUAGCGAGCCCCGGGAUGUCCGUGUGCGGAGCUCGCUGGGCCGGGGCCCCUCGCUGGGUGACCGUUCAAACGGGCUGGAGCCUGAACCGGGCUCGGGGGAUGCUCCUGCUCCGGGCAGAGCCGGUUUGGCCUGGCCACGGAUAAAGCCAAGCCGGAGCUGGGAACCCCUCGAGAUUUGCUGCCGGAGGCUCCUUCCUCGCCUAAGACGGGGUCCGGGACCGGCGGCCGCGGCCCAGUGAGUGUGAACGGUUCUGCUGGAGCCCCGAGGUGGUUUUUCCUCCCUCCGCUGUUCCGUUCCAAAUCGGUAUUAAACUACAUGGACCCUAA